Molecule: messenger RNA, 2202 nt
Organism: Girardinichthys multiradiatus
Lineage: Eukaryota; Metazoa; Chordata; Actinopteri; Cyprinodontiformes; Goodeidae
Gene: snw1
Product: SNW domain containing 1
Exons: 14
Coding region: 72-1682 (536 amino acids)
Biological process (GO): mRNA splicing, via spliceosome
Cellular component (GO): spliceosomal complex
Source: RefSeq, a predicted model, not a curated record
CUGUUCUUUUAUUCCAUUUCCUGCUGUCUGUCACUGCGCAUGCCCAGUUCAUUGGUAAGGAAGAAAGGAAAAUGUCUCUUACUAGCUUUUUACCAGCCCCGACGCAGCUGUCGCAGGACCAGCUGGAGACAGAGGAGAGGCUCCGGGCUCAAAAGUCUCACUCCACCGCACUGGUGUCAUCCCGCAGAGAGCCCCCUCCUUACGGACACAGAAAAUCCUGGGUGCCCCGCGCAUUUGAGGAUUUUGGAGAUGGAGGAGCUUUCCCAGAAAUCCAUGUGGCCCAGUUUCCUCUGGAGAUGGGCAGGAAGAAGAAAACAUCCAAUGCCCUGGCAGUACAAGUGGAUGCUGAAGGAAAAAUCAAAUAUGAUGCUAUCGCAAGACAAGGACAGGGGAAGGAUAAGGUGAUCUUUAGCAAAUACACUGACCUGCUCCCAAAGGAAGUUCUUAAUGAUGGUGCUCAAGAGCUACAGAGGCCUGAUGAAGAGGCUGUGAAAGAGUUGACAGAGAAAACCCGUUUUGCCCUGGAGAAGCAGGUGUCUCAAAAGAUCGCUGCUGCCAUGCCUGUAAGAGCUGCAGACAAGCAAGCUCCUGCACAGUACAUCAGAUAUACUCCAUCCCAACAGGGAGUAGCUUUUAAUUCGGGAGCCAAACAGAGAGUGAUCCGUAUGGUGGAAAUGCAGAAAGAUCCAAUGGAGCCUCCUCGUUUUAAAAUCAACAAGAAGAUUCCCAGAGGACCUCCUUCGCCCCCAGCCCCUGUCAUGCACUCUCCUAGCAGAAAGAUGACAGUCAAAGAGCAGCAGGAGUGGAAGAUUCCUCCAUGCAUCUCCAACUGGAAGAACGCAAAGGGCUACACCAUCCCUCUGGACAAACGACUUGCUGCUGAUGGAAGGGGUCUGCAAACAGUUCACAUUAAUGAGAACUUUGCCAAGCUGGCAGAGGCUCUCUAUAUUGCAGAUAGAAAGGCCAGAGAAGCGGUGGAGAUGCGAGCGCAGGUAGAGAAGAAGAUGGCUCAAAAAGAGAAGGAAAAGAAAGAGGAGAAACUGAGGGAGCUGGCUCAGAUGGCUCGAGACCAGAGGGCAGGGAUCAAAAGCCACGGUGACAAAGGCGGCGAGGACAGCGAGGCCAGGGAGCGUGACGUGAUCCGCCACGACAGAAGGAAAGACCGACAGCACGACAGGAACAUUUCCAGGGCGGCUCCUGAUAAGAGAUCGAAGCUACAGAGGGAUCAGGACAGAGACAUCAGUGAGCUCAUUGCUCUUGGCAAACCUAACCCUCGUACCUCCAGUGAAGCUCAGUACGAUCAGCGGCUCUUCAAUCAGAGCAAGGGUAUGGACAGUGGUUUUGCUGGUGGUGAAGAUGAGACCUACAACGUGUACGACCAGCCGUUCCGCAGCGGCAGAGACAUGGCCUCCAACAUCUACAGACCCAGCAAGAACAUAGACAAAGACGCCUACUCAGAUGACUUUGACUCUCUUAUGCAGAACAACAGAUUUGCCCCAGAUAAAGAGUUCUCAGGCGCUGACCACGGGCAGAGGAGAGACGGUCCGGUACAGUUUGAAGAAGACCCCUUCGGUCUGGACAAGUUCUUGGAGCAAGCCAAACAGCACGGGGGCUCUAAGAGGCCGUCCACCAGCAACCGCUCGAAAGAUGACUACCAUGACAAAAAACGCAGGAAGGAGUGAGAAGGCCUCCAAGCAAAUUCUGGAUCCAACAGCUGAUGGCAUCUUAGAUGAGAAGGCAUUAACUUCUGUGCCUCAGCAAAGUUGUACUAUAUAAGCCUGAGAUAGGAAAAGAUUUAUUUUUUUUCUUCUCUCACUGUUGUCAUUUACACAGCUUUUUUAAUCUACGUUGAACCUUGACGAAUGGACGAGGUAAAUAUAAAACUAAUGGAGGGAAAUGAGAACUUUAGGAACUUAAUAAGUCUGUACAUUAAAGCCAGUGUUACUUCAGAUAAUUUCUGUAAAUUUUGUGCUCUGGAAUUAUUGUCCAGAUUUCUUUUUAACCUUACAUUAAACUAAACAAGAACUGUUACUGUUAAGUAUUUAGUUUCCUUCUUUUGUUUAAUUGUUUCCUUCCUAGCUGUGUUUUAUUUAAAAUUGUUUGGUUGAGCACAGCCCAGCAUAUUUGUGUCACUGUCUAGAGGAGCGAGCUUUAUAAAUUCUGUACAUUAGUACCAAUGGAAUAAAUUUCAUAUUGUGUGAA